AUGGCGCUUCUCGCUUUGGCCAUCGCCGCGGUCGUGCUGCCUGCUACCUCUCAGCAGCAUGACUGUUCGAUUUUGGGCUGCGAAGCCGAUCCAAGCUUCCAUUUUCAGCUCCUGCAGUACAAGAUGGCGGCAAAGACUGCGCAAGAUCACUCGGAAUGGAUCGGGAAAGGUGGGAAUCUUAUCAGGUCAGGAUCUACAUGGGCUGUCCCACCUGUGGACCUUUCAAAAGGUCCAACUUGGACAUGGGAAGCUCCCUUGGGUGGCCUUGUGCGCGGCUCACCGGUGGUGGAUUCCAAGGGCUGCAUCUACCAGUCGACGAUUGACGGGCAGAUCGUAAAGUUCUCGCAGACAGGCGAUGUCCUCUGGGCCAUCAGCACAGAAGGAAUUUCCUUCCCUGGCAAUCCUGUUCAUCUAGCAGGUGUGCUCUACAACUUCGGGACGGAUGGUCAAAUGCUCGCCUUGGACUCCAAUGAUGGGAAGAAGCUGUGGCAGACACAGGCCUGCGAUAUGGCAAGUGGUGACACCCACACAAUCAUCGCGGGCGAUGGGGUCGUGCUUGCCUCAUGCUUGAACAAGGGCGAGGACAAGACGUUUGGCUCGGCCACCAUGAUUGUCGCCUGCAAUGCCACGGAUGGGCAGGUCAUGUGGAAGUACCGUCCAGAUAAUGGCCUGUACAACUGGAUCGGGUCGAUUCAGGCUGGAGACCUUCUCUUCUCUGACAUGAAUGGGGGCGUCUAUCGCAUGAGCCUCAAGGACGGGUCUCUUAUCUGGAAGGUGCCUGCUCCUGCUGGGGCUACCUCGACCACUGGGGGCUUAUCGGGCGCCACCAACGGCCUCGUCUACGUUACGCACAAUCUGGACAGCCCCGACGGACACGUGGGGCUACUCUCCGUGUACACUGCAGCAGAUGGCAAGCCAGUCUGGCAACGCAGCUUUCCAAAGUUCCCAGCAAACUCUGGUCCAGCAAUUGCUACAGGUGGGGACGAGCCCUUUGUCGUCAUCGCCAUUGGGACUAACCCUGGCUUCGCUUUGGGCAAGGGUUUCGUGCUGGACCUGGACCCUUUUGAUAAAAAUGAUACCAGCGGAACUCAGCGUCAUCCCUCGAAGGCUGUCGCGAUGGAUGCAAAAGACGGCCAUACCAUCUGGGAAUACCAAUUCCCUGACUGGCACGGGGCAGCAGCCGGUGACACACCCACUCACACCUGCUUGCCGGACUCCUAUGCAAACCCUUCCAUCGCUGGAGAUGGAGCCGUCUUUUUGGCAGGUAUGUCCGGCACCGUCUACCGCCUUCUCGACAAGGACAGGGACGGUAAGUUUGAUCCAGCCAGUGGUGAGGUCACAACGUAUGACACCGGGAAUGCAUUCCAGGCCGCUCCAGCAAUCAGUGACGGCAUUCUCGCAGUGUCUCCUUGCAACGGAUUGAAAGUCUUCCUGUCUUAG
Molecule: messenger RNA, 1440 nt
Organism: Symbiodinium necroappetens
Lineage: Eukaryota; Dinophyceae; Suessiales; Symbiodiniaceae
Source: the annotation of a GenBank genome assembly